UGUUCUACCUGUUACUUUAUUGCUUUAUUUUUAUUUUUGGUUACGUUGGAUUUACAAAUUUCAAGAUCUAUUAUUCUGUGUUAUUCUUUUUUAAAAAUAAAUGACAAGAUCACCACAACAAAAAUAAUAAAUAAAAAACAAUGACAACAAAAGUAACAACAGAAUUGGAAAAAUUGUUUGAUUUAUCAAGUCAAAAUGAUGAUAUAUUUACAGUUUGUUUAACUGUUGACACUGGUCUAGAAUGGCAAGCUGUUGAUGAAUGUAAAUUAAAAAUAUGUGAUAAUUUAAGAGCAUUUAAAGAUCGUGGAAAAAUAUAUUUCAAUGUUGCUUUUGAAGAUUUUCCAAAAAUAUUAAAAUUAAGAUCAAUUGAUAAUGUUCAUAUUGUUGGUGAUGUUCGUUAUCUUGAAUUUGAUCCAGAAAAUGCUGAGUUAAAUUUACAACGAGUAAUUGAUUCAUCACAUAAUUAUAAACAAUUAAAAAAAUGUUUAAAUGCUUGGAAAAGUAUAACAAAGUAUCCUGGUAAAUUAUAUCCAACUCAUCAAGAAUAUGAGUCUGCUGUUAGUCAAUACAAUGUUAAAAAAGAAGAAAAUAAAAAUUUAAUUGUUGAAGAAAAACGUGGAUCCAGAAAACGAGGAUGUGAUCCAUCACUAGCAAAAGAGGAUAGUAUUUUGUCAUAUCGAGUGACAUGUGAACGAAAUGGAAAGCAUACAUUUGAUUCCAGUAAAAUAGCAACAAUAAUUGGUGGUGAAUUACAAGAUCAAUAUCAUUGGAUUGUUGAUCUCACCUCGUACCAAUUAGAAAUUCUUAGCCGAGUAAAUAAUUCUGAAAUGAUAUUGCUACUUCGUGUAACAAAUGAAUCCCUGCAUCGAAGAAACAUAACUUAUUUUGGACCAACGACACUCAGAGCAACUGUAGCUUAUAAUUUAAUAAGUCUUGCUGAACCAAAACCUGGAGAAAUUAUCAUUGAUCCAAUGUGUGGAGGUGGAUCAAUUCCAAUUGAGGCUGCAAUAGAAUUUCCAGAAUGUUAUAUUUUAGCUGGUGAUAAUCAUGACAAAGCCAUUGAAAGAUCAAGGCUUAAUUUUGAUGCUUUGAAUAAAUCAUUUAAAUCAAAUUUGAUACAGUGGAAUGUUGCAUAUUUACCAUUUAAAGAUUCAUCAAUUGACGUAUUUGUUACUGACAUGCCAUUUGGAAAAAGAUCAGGAUUAAAAUCAGAUAAUAGAAUUUUUUAUAAAAAAUAUCUUAUUGAGCUUGCAAGAGUUGUCAAGCUUAAACAUGGUAGACUUGUCUUGUUGACAUAUGAUCGACGAAGUAUCACAAUUGCUCUACAAGCAACUCAAGAUUUAUUUAAACAAAAAAAAACACUUGGCGUUAAUAUGGGAGGUUUGCCAGCAGCCUGUUACGUUCUCAAAAGAACCAACUUAACAUUCGAACAAUUCCAAACAACAAUAAACAAUAAAACCACAAAAAAUAAAACAAACUCAUCAUCUGGAGACUGA
Molecule: messenger RNA, 1496 nt
Organism: Aphidius gifuensis
Lineage: Eukaryota; Metazoa; Arthropoda; Insecta; Hymenoptera; Braconidae
Product: THUMP domain-containing protein 3-like
Exons: 6
Coding region: 141-1496 (451 amino acids)
Biological process (GO): tRNA methylation
Molecular function (GO): tRNA (guanine) methyltransferase activity; RNA binding
Source: RefSeq, a predicted model, not a curated record